CGUAUUAGCUGUGUUUCACAUGAUAAGCUGGGUCUCUGGUGUGUACACCAUAGCUGAAUCGUUCGACUGAACUCAAGAGCGGAGCAGACAUGUCGUUCACACUCCGGAGCGUGAAGGUGCCACCGAACUCCGUCUCUCUCGACGAAGCCCGGCACCGAGUCUUCGACUUCUUCAGGGCCGCCUGCAGAUCCAUCCCUACAGUCAUGGACAUCUACAACCUUCACGACGUCGUCGCCCCAUCUCACCUCCGCUCCGUCGUCGCCGCCGAGAUCCGCAAGCACGCCUCCGUCACCAACCCCAAGGUCAUUGAUAUGCUGCUCUUCAAGGCAAUGGAAGAGUUAAAUAACAUCACUGAGCAUGCAAAGCAACGACACCACAUCAUUGGCCAGUAUGUUGUGGGUCGCGAAGGACUCAUGCAGGAUACAGGCGCAAAGGACCAGGGGGCCUCUAAUUUUCUCAAAGAUUUCUACAAGACCAAUUAUUUUUGAACCUCCGACUUUCCAUGACUGCACUCCCAUGUGAUUUUGCUUUUGGGUGGGACUUCCUAAAUAAAGAUGUACUUGACAAUGGUUUUGUAUCUCUGUUGAAUUGGAAUGUAGAUUGUUAAGCUCACAACAGAAUUUCUGUUAUGAACUAACUAUUGUUUUAAAAUCAAGAACUAGGGCAGCAAUCUCACCAGUUGAGCUGUCUAGCAUAA
This is a messenger RNA of Rosa rugosa (rugosa rose), 697 nucleotides long. Its product is annotated as NADH dehydrogenase [ubiquinone] 1 alpha subcomplex subunit 6. Bases 90 to 488 code for a protein of 132 amino acids. NCBI's taxonomy places the organism in Eukaryota, Viridiplantae, Streptophyta, Magnoliopsida, Rosales, Rosaceae. Gene Ontology annotation, biological process: response to oxidative stress. The transcript has 2 exons. The record is from RefSeq and is a predicted model, not a curated record.